CCGUCUGCCUUUGGUAUUUCAGUAAACAAUCUCCACUUAUGUGUAAUUAUCAACUUAAACUUGUUGACAAAACCUUAUCUAUAGUUUUCCUGUUACAAGGCAGAAAACGUUUGUUUAUAUACAUAGGUAUACAUCACUUAUCGCAGUAAUAUUGCAAGGGAUCAGACAUAGUCCACUUGGCUGUCCGUCAACAUUCCACGUGACUGACCAUCAACACUACAAAGUACAAACCUACCGUCAUAACGCAGAUCACGGAUAUGGGAGGUACUGAAGCUGGUCCAACUCCAGUUUAAAUCAUUUCCGAGGAUUAAUAGGAUCUGUUCUGUGAAAUCUCACGGUUUUAACAUUUUUUCUUUAAAUAUUUGGAGAAUUCCUGGUGCGUUACUAAUGCCGGAUUUCGAUAAUUUAUUUUAAAAAUUCAUCGAAGAAAUCUUCUUUGAAUUAUGACUUCGAAACAAAUGAAUCAAAUUAAAAUAUUAACUAUAAUGUGCCGUGUUUGGAUGGACCAUUAUAUUAAUUUUUCUGUGACGUGUUGGAUGUGAGCCAUUAGCUUAGCUACGGUAUCACAUGUAAUUUGUACACAAACUUUGAGACAUCUAUAGUUGAGUAAACUGUUGGUAAGUCUUGAGUGAAACUUAGAUAAAUACUAGCCAUUAAAAAUAGAGGAAAACAGCCGUCAUAGCAACAUGGAAUCGAACGUGACGUCAGACGAAAUACUACUUGAGGAGGCAAAUAAGGAAAAAGUCUUGGUUCUACUUCCGGUUAUCAUUACCGUCUUCGUCAUCAUGAUCCUGGGAACUCUUGGUAACUCUCUCGUCUGCUAUGUCUACUACUUCCGGAUGCGCAAGACACCGUCGCACUACUUUGUUUUGUUCCUGGCAGUCCUGGACUUGGUUUCCUGCUGUAUCGGCAUGCCUGCCGAGUUGGGGGAUCUAUUUCUCCCAAAUCAAUUCAAUUCACCAUUUGCAUGCAAGUUUCUUCGUUUCGUGUUAUCCUUUACGAUAAUAUCGUCUUGUAUAACCCUGAUAUGUGUGGCCUUUGACAGAUAUUAUAAAGUGUGCAAACCCCUCAAAGGAUUCCCGAUAAGGAAAGUCCAAAUUCUGUGCGGCGUGGCAAUCGCGAUCGGCGCCCUUUUAUCAUGGCCAGCUCUCGCUAUAUUUGGGAUAAAAACAGUGGAGACGACACAUCCAGGUUUAUACGGUACAGAGUGCUCAACGUCAGACGACAUGGGAGGAACCGUAUUCCCACUGAUCUAUUACGUCACUCUCAUCACGGCAUUUGUGGUGACGUUUGCGAUAUUUACGACGUUAUACGUCAGGAUAGGCAUGGAAAUUAAUCGGCGCAAAAAUAAUCCAAUUGGCGAGAGAGGACCCCCAGUUUCACGGGAAACUUUGAGAAGACGAGAAUUAACCACGUCGAUUCUUUCAGACGAGGAGUCAACGUCUGCGGAACCAUGUUCUGACGAAGAAACUACACGCGACCUGCGCGCGAAUCGCAGCAGUUUUUCUCAUCUGCGGGACUAUAUUGUGCACCAUUUCCGGUCUGACGUAAAUAACGACUUGAAAAGCUCAGACCAUCAAAUUGAUAGCAAUAUUACCAGUGCUAUCCCCGAACGCCGGAAGAAAAAGUCAAUGUACCGGAGCGUCAGAACAACAUACAUAUUCUUAGCAGUUUUCAUCGCAUUUCUAAUUAGCUUUCUGCCAUAUUUAAUAGUCAACAUACUCAAACAUACAAAAACUGUACUUCACGAAUUCAACUCCGAUACAGAGGAAGUGGUUUAUAAUCUAUGUGUGAGGUCUUUUUUCAUCAGUAAUUUCAUCAACCCUAUCAUUUACAGUUUAUUGAACAAAAAAUUCCAGAAGGAAUGCAAGACAUUAUUCAAACGAUACUGCUGUCGGUGCUGUGUUAGAAGGCAGAUGUCCGCUGUAACCAACCGGCGAUGAGUGACACAUGCUCCACGCACAGGGACCGGAGAAUUAGUUGCAGCUAUAUUUGGACCUAAACUAAGGUGUUAAGAGAGUAAUUUGACAUGUUUUAGGGGUUUAAAUAAACUUUCGG
Mizuhopecten yessoensis (Yesso scallop) is the source of this 2058-nucleotide messenger RNA. Its product is annotated as neuromedin-U receptor 1-like. Gene Ontology annotation, biological process: neuropeptide signaling pathway. The transcript has 2 exons. Lineage: Eukaryota; Metazoa; Mollusca; Bivalvia; Pectinida; Pectinidae. Gene Ontology annotation, cellular component: membrane. Bases 687 to 1943 code for a protein of 418 amino acids. The record is from RefSeq and is a predicted model, not a curated record. Gene Ontology annotation, molecular function: G protein-coupled peptide receptor activity.